AUGUGGCAGGGUAGUGAAGAUGCCAUUGAGGGACUUCCGUAUAUUAAAGGAAGUAUGUACAUUCAAGUCCUGGCACGACUAUUGAUUUCAAGUUCUCAGAAGUACAACCAGGGAGGUGAAGGUGAAAGUGUACAGAUGAGCCAUUAUAGGCAGAUGGUGUCAGGAAAAUUUCCCUUGCUACAGAGCAAAUGGAUAGAUGCUAGAGACUCAGGAAUAGGGAAAGCCUUCAGGGUGAAGAAUUUAAGUGGAAGCAUGGUGAUUUGUAUGGGGACAUCUGGAGAAGAUUCACAAAUUGUAGAUAUUAAUACUGUGAAGUUCAACUUUGUGGGGAAACUUUUGGGUCCACGUGGCAAUUCUCUGAAACGUUUACAAGAGGAAACUUUGACAAAAAUGUCCAUCCUUGGAAAAGGUUCCAUGAGAGAUAAAACAAAGGAAGAAGAGUUGAGAAAAAGUGGAGAAGCAAAGUACUUCCAUCUCAAUGAUGACCUCCAUGUGCUCAUUGAAGUGUUUGCGCCACCAGCAGAAGCUUAUGCACGGAUGGGACAUGCUUUGGAAGAAAUAAAGAAGUUCCUCAUUCCUGACUAUAAUGACGAGAUCCGGCAGGCACAGCUCCAGGAGCUGACGUACUUGAAUGGUGGCUCUGAAAAUGCAGAUGUUCCAGUGGUUCGAGGGAAGCCCACCCUGCGUACACGAGGUGUUCCGACCCCUACAGUCACCAGGGGAAGGGGAGGAGUCACAGCCCGACCAGUUGGAGUUGGUGUCCCACGAGGAACGCCAACUGCCAGGGGAGUCCUGUCCACCCGGGGGCCAGUAAGUCGAGGAAGAGGUCUUCUCACUCCCCGAGCAAGAGGCGUUCCCCCGAGUGGGUACAGGCCGCCGCCACCGCCGCCCACCCAGGAGGCCUACACAGAGUAUGACUAUGAUGAUGGAUAUGGCACUGCCUAUGAUGGACAGAGUUACGAUUCCUAUGAUAACAGCUAUAGCACCCCCGCCCAAAGUGGUGCUGGUUACUAUGAUUACGGACAUGGGCUCAGUGAGGAGACCUACGAUUCCUACGGGCAAGACGAGUGGACUAACUCAAGGCACAAGGCACCUUCGGCGAGGACGACGAAGGGCGUCUACAGAGACCAGCCCUACGGCAGAUACUGAUUGUAGUGUCUGAUGUUGUGAAAUAGCCAGUCUCCACCAGUCCUGUAUACUGUUCAAAGUAAUUUUUUCUAUGAACAAUCCCUUUUUAAAUAAAAUGCUUAAAAAUCUGAAUGGAUGGAAUUUAAAACUACUUUGUUGAAAUACCAACCUGGGCAGAAAAAAAAAAGACAUGUAAAAAUUUGUUAUUUCCACUCUGUAUAUGAAAAAAUAGGUCAUCAAAAGGCAAAAAAAAUAACUUUGAUUAAUUAGUGUUAAACAAAAAAUAGGUUUACUAAAUAUGUUAAUCCAUUCUUUUAAUAUAAGCCUCACCUUUUAUUUUAAGGGUUUCCAUAGAAUUUAGUUAUUUUAUCUUUCAGCAAUAUGCUAGUUUUUUUUCUCUUGCCAACAUGCGUAGAAAGGGAAACCAAUUACAAGUGCAAAUAAUGUUGUAUUCUUUUGUAACUCAAGUCUUGAAAUGUUCUGUAGUGUUGAGCAAAGUUCUUUCUUGCUUGAUACUAAAUAAACUUUUGAAA
Molecule: messenger RNA, 1661 nt
Organism: Ochotona curzoniae (black-lipped pika)
Lineage: Eukaryota; Metazoa; Chordata; Mammalia; Lagomorpha; Ochotonidae
Gene: KHDRBS3
Product: KH RNA binding domain containing, signal transduction associated 3
Exons: 9
Coding region: 1-1149 (382 amino acids)
Biological process (GO): regulation of alternative mRNA splicing, via spliceosome
Cellular component (GO): nucleus
Molecular function (GO): mRNA binding
Source: RefSeq, a predicted model, not a curated record